AAUCAAUAUUAAAUUUUCCAGAUAAAACUCGUUCGAACUGGAAACUGAGUUUACAUUCAUAUACUGAACCUCAGUAGUCACAAUUUAAGUUUGUACUCAAGGGCAAAUAUUGGAGCGAAGUUUAAAAAGCAGCUGAGCGAUAAAAUCAUUCAUUUAUCCGAUAGUUGAGAAGAAAAUAGGCAAAGAAAACAACGUCGUAAUUUAAUUUUCUUUGUCGUCAUUGAAUCGAUAUCGUCUGCACUUUCGAUAGGCCUAUUAGACGAGUGAAUAUCAACGAUAACAGAUUGAAGAAAUGGCCAAGCACCUUGCUAGGGUGGCUAAAACGGCGAAUGGAGCUGGUUUGUCAAGAUGGAUCCGGAAUCUCAGUUCUGUAGCGUCACCAUCGGCCAAAACCAUGGACUCUACAUCUUCCAUUGACUUAGAAGGGGAAUACACAAUGCCCAAGAUGCUCACAGAAGUCCCAGGCCCCAGAUCUCGACAACUUUUCCUCGAGCUAUCCGAUAUUCAGAAUUGUGGAUCUGUUAACUUCUUUGGUGACUAUAAACUUAGUAAGGGGAACUACAUCGUGGAUGUUGACGGGAAUAUCAUUCUGGAUUUCUUUAUGCAGAUAGCUUCAAUAUCACUAGGAUAUAACCAUCCUGCACUCCUUGAAGUUCUGAGAAACAAAGAGAAUGCGGAAGUAUUUGUUAACCGUCCUGCCCUUGGAAUGUUUCCACCAGGGGAUUACCCACAGCGGCUUAGACAAGCUUUACUAUCAAUUGCCCCCCAAGAGAUGACACAGGUGUACACAAUGGGAUGCGGUAGCUGUGGCAACGAGUUUGCAUUCAAAUUGAUCUGGGCCUGGUAUAUGUCAGUAAAAAGACAUGGAAAUCCACCCACUGUACAGGAGUUAGAAUCUUGCAUUAACAACCAGGCACCUGGAAGUCCACCUCUCUCUGUUCUCUCCUUCAAAGGCUCCAUGCAUGGACGUACAAUGGCUGCCAUGAAUUGCACUCAUUCCCGAUGGCAGGUCAAGUUGGACAACCCAGGUCUUGACUGGCCCAUAGCUAAGUGGCCAGAACUGAAGUAUCCAUUAGAGGAGUUUGUGGCAGAAAAUCAAGCUGAAGAGGAAGCCUGUCUUGCAACAGUUGAAGAGUUGAUCGCUGACCACACAAAGUCUGGGCGUAAUGUCGCAGCUAUCUUAGUAGAACCAGUCCAAGCAGAGGGAGGAGACCAUCAUGCCUCUCCAGCAUUCUUCAGAGGGCUACAGCAAAUAACAGAAAAGUAUGGAAUGGCAUUUAUGGUGGAUGAAGUACAGACUGGACUAGGGGCCACUGGGAAACUAUGGUGUCACGAACACUGGGACUUACCAACCCCUCCUGAUGUGGUCUCAUUUGGCAAGAAAAUGGGACUUGGAGGUUUCUUCUACAAAGAUAAACUGAGAAUCAAAGAGGCGGGCCGAAUCUUCAACACAUGGGUAGGAGACCCUGCUAAGGUAUUGCUCCUAGAGACAGUUGUUAAAGUCAUCCAAGAACAGAAUCUUAUUGAACACUGCAGAAAUACUGGGGAAGUCCUUCAGGAAGGAAUCAAAGAUCUCGAGAAACGAUUCCCAGGGCAGAUAUGCAAUGCAAGAGGUCUCGCAACAUUCGCAGCAGCUGAUAUGAAAGACACAGAAACCAGAGAUGGAACAAUUAGGGAGCUUAGAAACAGAGGUAUUCAAAUUGGACAUUGUGGCCCCACUAGCCUCCGUUUCAGGCCCAGUCUGAUUGCACAGCCAAAACAUAUCCACAUCUUCCUUGAUGGAUUAGAGAGACUACUCACAGAGCAGCGACAAUAGACUCUUUGACAUCUCUAUCUAAAGAUCUAGACUAAGAGACCAACUGACCAGUAACAAUAUAACAUAUACUGCAUUCUCUCAUAAUAAGGCCCUGGGCUCUUAAAUGAAAGUGAAGCCUAAAUUAUUUAAGCCAACAUUUAAUGAGUCCAGAUUUUGACAAAAUGUCUUGUAGAAAAUACUUGACAUAAAAAUUAAUAAUUUUCCUCAAAAUAAAACCCUGUGGUACUCUCAAUAAGAGACCCAUGGGCCAUAUAAUGAAUUGGUCUUAUUAAUAGGGAAUAUAGUAUGAUGUAAUAAUCAACUGGUCCAUAUCAAAAAUAUUCACACAAGGACAGUGCUUGCUCUUACCCAGAACCUUGUCUGUAUCAGACACAGAACUAAGGUGUAUAUAGAUAAAAGUGACUGAAACGUCACACGUAGAACCUCCACCAUUGGAUAUUGAAACACUGGGAAUUUUGGAACAAAAUAAAUGGUAGUCCUUUCCGAUUAAUCUCGUCUUAUUUUGGCACACUAAAAAAGCUGUUAUUAGGUGCCAAUGGUUGCGGGUGACAUUGAUGAUAUAUAGUACAACGGACAGGUUCGUUCACCCCCUCCUUUCUGUUCUAUAGGAGCAAAAAUAUCAGAAUUGAGACCUGAUAUUUUGCAGAUGCUAACACAAAACAAUUUCUGACAUGAAUUUUUAUUUAUUCAGAAUCAGUAGGUGGUAUUAUUAACAUAAAAAUUAACAGUAUCACUUGGAUUCAGUUCCAAUGUUGUGUCACAAUUAUUUAGGGUUAACAAAUGAGAAGACUUUAGCCAUGAUGCUUUAUGUUCAGAUGGAAAUAUUGGUCAUUGCCAAAGGGCAUAUUUGGUCUUUGGUCACAGCUCAGUUUUAAAAACUGAAAAUUACUUUGAACUAACAGAAAUGAUCAUAGAUCAUAGAAAUGAUGAUAGAAAGUACUGAGUAUAUAAUGUAACCUCUUUUGUGUCAUAUUGAUGUGCCAUCUGAAAUGACUACCUGGGAGCACAA
Owenia fusiformis is the source of this 2825-nucleotide messenger RNA. Lineage: Eukaryota; Metazoa; Annelida; Polychaeta; Sabellida; Oweniidae. The record is from the annotation of a GenBank genome assembly.